AUGGCAGUUGAUUCUUAUGUGCAAACACUUGGUGAGAUAGUUGAGCUUUUUAAAGAGUACAAGCCGGGCUCUAUUACGCUUGAUAAUAUAACAAAAUUAUGUCAAACUCUAGGAUUAGAAUCUUUUACUGAAGAGAUUGAUUCGGAAGUGUCAAGACUAUCCACUGCAUCUAAGAUUAUUGUGAUAGAUAUUGAUUUUAAUAACAAUGAAGAAAGAGUUAAGGACGUAAAAUUGGUUUUGGCUUCAAGUUUUGAUGACUUCGAUUAUUUUAAUGCAAGAAACAAUGAAGCUAGUAAAAAUAUUUUGUACAAUUCAUUGACCCAGUAUCCUGAUUUAAAAGAAUUCCAUCAUAAUCUACAAUUUUUAUGUCUAUUAGAUGCCUUCUCAAGAACAGAAAUAGAUGCAACUCAUAGUAAUAGUAAUAACACUUCGGGGCAUUUGGAGACAUCCACUUCCAGUAGUAAUAACACCAAUACGAACACUGCAUCUGGUACUAUCGAUCUCUUUAGAUAUUUUACAGAAUUAAGUGGUUGUAUCAAGCAAUAUUUUGAGGAUUCAUCCCUGAAUUUAAAUAUAGCAACAAAUCUGAACAAUAGAUUUGGAAUCUAUAUCCUGGAUUCUGACAAUGAAACAAUAUUGGCAAAAAUCGGUUUUGAAAAAGCUCUAGAUCCAAAGCAACGAUUAUACGAAUAUGUUUACUCGAAAGAAACCAAAUGCUGGAUAAAUGGAUCUCCCAAAAAUUAUACAACUGGGGUCAAGUUGGUUAUGGAAUUGAAUGAACAUAAUAAAUCUAAAGUGGGAGAUUCUGUAGACUCAUUUUUCCCUAAGGAUUACAUUCCUUCUGAAGUCAUUUUGGCAUUUGAGAAAGUGCCUGAGGAAAGCGAUUUCGAUCAGGCUUCUAUUUCUACCCUGCUCAGUAAACAUGAGUUAAAUUAUAGGAUUAAAACCAUCAAUGAUUUUACCGCAACUCUAAUAAAAAUAAAAAAGUUCGACAUUAGCAAUAGUAACAUUGAAUUACUUCAUGAGAUACUUCGUUGGAUAAUUUGGGUAAAAUACGUUUUCAAACCAUUAAUAAAGAUAAUAAAUAGUUUUAAUGAAUUUCCAAAUGAAGCAAUUCCAAAUAUCAAUAGUUCUUUCGGCAGAAGAAGACGAUCAUCGACAUUAAAUAAAAGGCCCAGUAUCACGGAAGCUACCAUGCUGAAAGAGCAAGGCCUUCAGCAAUAUAACUUACAUGAGAUUAUUGCAGAGCCUGCCAUUCAAGAGGAAUCAGCACCCGACUCAUCUUUCAUUAGUAAUAGUGAUGACAUUCUGAUGAGCGAUGCAGCAGAAUUAGAUUUUGGCCCAAUUAUAGAAAACAGAACGACGGCGAAAGAAGAAAAUGAGGAUUUGUUGCAACUUGUUUUAAGUGAGGAUCACAUUUUGUUGGAUAAUAAGCUAAGUUGUUCACUUUAUGACGAUUUUGAGAAGUGGAAUAGCUUCAUAGAGGAUUUCCAAAAAUAUGUAAAAAAAUAG
Kazachstania africana CBS 2517 is the source of this 1512-nucleotide messenger RNA. It is a transcript of the gene MED1, whose product is annotated as Med1p. Gene Ontology annotation, molecular function: transcription coregulator activity. Lineage: Eukaryota; Fungi; Ascomycota; Saccharomycetes; Saccharomycetales; Saccharomycetaceae. The record is from RefSeq and is a predicted model, not a curated record. Gene Ontology annotation, biological process: regulation of transcription by RNA polymerase II. Gene Ontology annotation, cellular component: mediator complex. The transcript has a single exon. Bases 1 to 1512 code for a protein of 503 amino acids.